Molecule: messenger RNA, 5037 nt
Organism: Cyclospora cayetanensis
Lineage: Eukaryota; Apicomplexa; Conoidasida; Eucoccidiorida; Eimeriidae
Exons: 11
Coding region: 1-5037 (1678 amino acids)
Source: RefSeq, a predicted model, not a curated record
AUGUCACCAUUCGAUCGUGGCGGCGGACCUUCGGAUAGAAAUCAACGCUGGAAGCCAUCUGACAAUACAUUUUUUGCUUGCACACAAGAGCAGACAAGGCUGUUCAACGCCCACAGACAUUUUGAAGCUGCCAUAACUGCUAGAGUAUUGCAAGUGUCUGGCUUGGAUAAGUUUUUGCCUCCAUCAAAGCAGAUAUUCAAUAAACUGGAACCACAGUUCUCCUCAGUAAAACCUGUCUGUGGGUGGACCCGGAUGGAAGGACCAGCACCAAUCAGCAUAGGGCUCCGGCAGGUGGCAGUCCAGAGUGGCGUUCUGGUGUCCUCCUGGGGAUGCAUUGCUUUGCUCCACCCUAUCAUGCACUCUGCGCUGCUCCUUAGCUUUAUUGCUUUGUCUCGCCUGCACCUUGGUUGGCUGUUUUGUUGCACCUGCCACAUGCUCCUGACGGGCUGCAGAAGGGAUACAGCUGCUGGCCAGAAGUCAUCGGAGAAGCGAAAGAGCACGGGAGCAUUCCGCUGCUUAAGUGAGAGAUGCUGGAGCCACCUGCGGCUUCGCUAUUGGCAUUGUGUUUUCUACUUGUUUUUGCUUCUAGUAGCCUUCUGGGUUGCCUCAGUUGUGCAAGAAGAUUCUCAUGAGGGGCUGCAAUCGUCGCAAGUCGGAGGUGGUUCUCACAGUUCAGUGCAUUCUUGGCGUGAGAACAGCCUGCCUUCCCUGUUGCUUAACUCGGACUGUUCACAACACUUCAAGAUUGCAGCCAAAGCCGUGAUUAGAGGCCGCGACAUGUCGGACCAACUUCUGUCGCUGCUGCAUUCCUGGGCAAGCCAACAGUAUGUGAAACUGAGUGUGUGGUUUCGAACGGGUUUACUGAUGCUGGAAAACGUUACACUAAAACCGUGCAUGUCGUUGCUUCGCCAAGUUGGCCUGUUGCCAAGCAUCAACGAGACAACUGCUCCAGAAGUUUGCAACUCGACAGCCCGCAACGCAGGCUGGGACUGGUGGUGGGUUCAGUGGUUGACCGUCAAGCAUAGCAUGAUACACAGUUUUCCGAUCGUUUCACACAGCUUUGUUCAUGGGAAAAAUGGAGACAGGACUAGCUGGAAUAUUCGAGAGCUUCCGGAGUGGCACGAUAUGCUGUCGGAGCCCAUGUUGAAGUUUGGGGAAAAUGGGGACAUAGUAGAAGAGGGAUCAUACUGCGCUGUGCUAUCACUUAUGCUCCUGUAUUUCUUUUCCUCAAUCAUUUAUCGGGCGUGUCUUGCCAUUCCUGCAGUAGUUAUGCAGAUCCUAGAAGCGAUUGGUUUUAGCAUGUCAGGUUAUACCUCACGAAAUUGGGGAAGCCUCCUGGUUAUUACCUUCAAAAGUGCUGCAGCUUCGUUUGCAGUAACACUUGUGAUUUCGUUUUUCUGUAUAGCGGCGGUGACUGCUUUAACGGGCUUCCGUGUCAUUGGCUUGUUGGGGCGUGUCCUCAAAAAAUCUUGUAUCAACAGCAGUGACGUUAGCAGCAACCGAACUGCCCUAGCAAGCGAUCACUUAGUGAAAGCCGAUAUGACUAGGGGUGCUGAAGUUCUGGAGAUGCUGGCAGCAGUUUUGACUUGCUGGAUCAUAUUACUGUCGGACCGCAAAUACGUCAUGUAUUUUUGGGCUACAAUGCAACCGCUCCGGCUUUUUGUAUUGUAUAUUGUAAUGCUGCUGCGGCUGCCAUCUGCACAAGUUGCCCUUUUAAUGUCGUUGCCAGCUCCUCUGAACAAGCCAGAUACGGUGCUGCAGCGCUCUCAGCCCCUCCGAAUCAUAGAUCCCGUGGCUGUUGGUUCCAUGCUGGGAUGCAUCAUCGCUGCUGCGACAUUGGCCUGUAUGCGGCAACUGACUACCACACUGGGAUCUUCCGUCAAAAAAUCAAUGUCCUCACAUGCACUGCUUGUGAAGAAUAGUCUUCGAUCCCUUUGCUACACUCGAGGCAAGUGGACAUUUCGCAACACGUCAAAUAGGAACGAAGGACAACUCCCUCUUCUGCACGAACCUCUGGAGAAAAGCCGGGUAUUCUCGCGUGCUCAGAAACAUUUGAACGAGGAGAAAGUCGAACUUGUCUUUGGUGGGGAGCAUAUAAGCAAGCUGGGGUGCGAGUCGCAAGACGAAGCAGCGACAUUACACCCGGAAAAUCUGACCAUUCUCACACGAUGGCCAAUGUGCAACGAGCUUACAAAGUUUUACUUGGUGGAUCUAGUACCUGCUGGCGAGAUAUUGCAAUGUCAGUGGCCCGUUAGAGACGAAAUACCAAAGCUUCUAGUGUGUAAACAACUUUCCCGAGAAAUACAGGAACAGCAGAGGCCAGCCCAGCAGGGAGUCUGGUGUAUGCAACGCUUGAGGGGUCCGAAGAGUCAGUUUGGCGAGCUGCACUACCAACGCUGUGAUAUACAAAGUAAACUAGUUGGCCAGGGAAGGCAGCAGGGCAACGAUUCGAAUGCUGGCAUGACGAGCCACCUAUAUAUGUGGAAGGAAAAGCAUACAACGGCAUCCGUUAAGCGAGGAGGAUUGUGCGUAGAAAUCGAUGUUGCAGUGAAGAAAGUAAAUAAUGCGAUCGAUUUGAAAGAAAGGUUCGAGCAGCAUUUGAGAGAAUCAAGGGUUCGUUGCAAUUCCUUGGGAGCUCAAGCAUACCACAUUGUCCAAGAACUUAAAAAGCAGACAGAGAACCUUUCUAAGAAAAUAAACGAGACACGUUACCUCAGAAACAGACUGAACAGAACACUAGGCAGCGACUGGAAAUUUGGACAAGUUCAGGACCAUUAUAUCCAUGACGCUUUUCAUAAAGAAAAGCAUAAUCAGCAGAAUUUCUACCGCGAAACGUUGAAAUCAACAGAGCAGCUUACAUUCAGACUGGUACAAAACGUGCGACACGAUAUACAUUUGCUAAAUAAACGCAAGGGCCAGUUGGUUCAUCAUGGAUUUUUCGCAGAAUUUCAGCUUUCUCACGAGGCUUCCAAAUGCAGCGGAAACAAUAUUUGUGAAGUUUCCGCGCCGCAACCGAGCAAAUAUACACUUGCAGAACUAUCGCAUUACGCAACUGCUCCUCAAAUAGGUGCCUGUUUACGAAGCACCGCCUCACAACUACAGACACCCAAAGAUGGGCUAGCAUUCUUACAUAAACAACAUCCUGCUGAGUUUAACAAGCCGUACGACACUGAAGUGCUCUUGGAAGAGGCUGACCGGCUAGAAAGAGCAUUGCAAGUUAUUGGCAGCCGCAUCUUCUCAUUGCGUAUGGUAUUAUACAAUAUUGAGCUUCCACAGUCCACUCUCGAUGCUGCGAGGAAGCUGUAUAGAGCUCCUGGUUACCUAGGAUCAGAUAGCGCGCAGCUUCGUCGAGUGUUGUUUCGCCGAAGCAAAUGCAGCUGGAUUGGGGAUUCAGAGAGUCUGGCGUCGACCCUACAUGUGUUGAAGCGCGCUUGGCCAUCUGAGGAAUUCUGCAACCGUUUGUUACGGCGAUCAGGCCACGCAAAGGACUUGUCGCUGUUAGAACAAAAGUUUCUGCCACUGGCACAACUUCCACAAGGCCGCCAGCGCGUGGCCAUAGUGCUGUUUCUAUUAGGCCUUGAAACUCAGUGGCAAAAGGAGUGUCGACGUCUGAAUAAACUAGAAGAAGGUCUAGGAAAUAUUCGGCAGUCAAAUAUGCUUAAAAUUCUCUUUAAAACCUGUGUCGAAGUCUAUUCAGAGAUGAGCACACGGAUCUCAUACAUGAAUUCUCUGGAGAUGGAAAAUUCUCCAUCGGCGAGUGAUAUUAAACACAAGCAAGUAGAGCGUCCAUGCUCUUUGUCAAACCAGGGACAGCGAACAAACUGCGGGCUGGAAAGUGUGCUGGAUCAAUUCAGCAUCUGGAAGGGCAACGGGGAUUUCAACCUAGGGUGCUUAAGAGAUGCAGCGAGCAUUACUUCCUCCCUGCUGCAUGGAUUCUCUCUUUUGCAAGUAGUUCUGCACAGAAGUUUUCUAGAUCUUCGUGGAACCGGUGUGCCGUGUGGUAGCUACAAAAUUUCAAAUAGUAAAUACGAACCUAACUACCACCCACUGAAUAUCCCAUACCUCUAUGCGGCAGAGAUUCAUGGAAGUUCCAUGUUGACUGGAGCGGAGGUGGCAAAUAGCAAGUGUACUCAAUCUAGGGGCCUUUCGUCCUCCCACAACUGUAGCUGCAUUUGCUGUUCGGACACGGGUCCACCAAGCCUUAGUAUUCUACUAAAGUGGCAGAAAAAGCAGAAGCUGAUAAAGGAUCAGAGAAUGCACAGACAAGCAUCAAAGAAGCCAUUGAACCCUUCAAAAAUGGCUCAUCCAACGAAGUACACAAAAACGGAUUUGCAUAAUGAGAGCGACGAUGUGUCUGCCAGAGAGGGCCUAGAGGAGGCAAUGGCAGUUGCUGCCUCCGGAGAGCCUGGAAUGCUGUGCAGGCCGUUUGGUGGUUGUGCAACUCUGCUCUGUUGGAUUACAGUAACGCUAUACUACAAAGCGCUGAGGAACCGCCAUAAAAGGGUCGCUAAGCUAGGCAGGAAUGUCCAAGAGUACUUCACGGAGUUAUUCUCACCAUUAUUUGCUGACUUUAUUUCUCACCCAGCAAAAUUACCCGCUCCAGAUGAUUCCUUGGCUGUCCACAAAGUUAGUUCCGCGAGCUACACCCAGAGAGAUACGGAACAGGGUCUGGAAAUGGCGUGCCAGCUAUUGAAGACAGUUCACAGCACUGGCUUACUGAUAAGAGAUGCAUGGUCAGUUAUUCUGAUUUUUGUAAAGUGUGAGCCUGUGGUUGCGUUUGUCUCCCAGACUUUUUCCAUUUCUAUGCCAUUGACCUCCGAGAAUUGUCCACAUAUGCUAGCGAAAUAUGCUGCGCUUGCAGCAGACGCGGCAGUUAGAGCUCAAGAGAGUGUGGCGCGUAGCACGACCAUGACGGCGGCGCCGGUAGUAGUCUGUUGCCAAUGCCAAGUAAAGCUAGUUGCUUACUUCGAGGGAAGAAGAGGAAUGGAAUUGUACCUUGAAAGUAGCUCUACUGCAGCCACAGCAACACCACAGUGA